ACUAGUGCAGAUAUGAAGUUCAGUGGGCCCCAAAGGGUUAAUAAGUCUCCGUCCCAUUGCUGGUGAAGGAAGAUAACUCCAGAUAGCGCGAAGAAAAUCCAAGAUGGAAGACGUUUCUGUCCUAAAAGAAGUUCGAAGAGAAGUCACUGAAUUACGCCAAUUAGGCGAACAGUGGGGCCUGACAUCUGUGGAAAUUAAUUCAUGCAUUGACUCGGCGUUUAAAACAAAACUAGAAAUCGGUAUCACUGAAAAGAUCGCCAAGAAAUUACAAUCACAGACGAAAUGGAGCAAGAUCCGGUUUGCUUUCCGAGUAUGGCUUGCCUUCGUCAUUCUUAUGUCGGGAUUUACCCUUAUGAUAACCCAGACAGACUACAUAUCUAAUACUGUUGGAAGAGUUUUACAACCUUAUGGCUAUCACAUUUUGAGAGUGAUAAGAUUGGCUGCUCUACCACUUCAUGCAAGAUAUAACAUCAGCACCUACCACAAUGAAGAAUGUCUGAUUGGAAAUCCUUACUUUGAGGAAGAAGUAGCUGAUUGUUUCAUAUGUGAAGGAAUUGAUUCAGUUCGUUUAACCAAAUUAAAACGAGAGAAGCAAUUAGAGGAAAAUAUUUUCCAGAAACCUAUUUUAUUCCGAGGUUUACAGAAUCAUGUUAUUAGUGUAAUGGAUAUCGUGAAUUUAAUCCAACGUGAAGAAAUGUUACAAGAUUCCUCAUUGGCUCUUUAUUCAUCUGUUGAUUGGGUAAAAUCUCUCAAGGAUUUAAAUUCGCCAGGUAUAUUAGAGGAUAUAACUAAUGAUAAAAACUUUCACAUCAAAUGGAUAAGUCGUAGGAUGGGAACCAGUCAGUUCUUAAAAAGAUUAUUUCCAAGACCAUGUGUUUUUCCUAAGAAGUUUGAGGUUGUCAUUGAGAAAUUCUUAUUUAUAUCUGGGCCAGGAUCUGAAGGUGAAUCAUUGACUGAUGAAGCUAGAAGUCGCGAUUUGUUUUAUAUACAAGGCACUGGUUCUCGUACAUUAUUAUUUACACCUCGAGCUGGAUGUGGGCAGAGUUGUUCCUCGUUCCAAGUUAAAACAGAACCCGGAGAUGUCUUAUGUUUUCCGUUUGCAUGGCAUGUGGACUUACUACCUAAUGAAAAUGAAGUCAGUGUUUCUUUUCUUGGUGGAACAGCUUAAAAAAUAAACACCUGAUGGAAAUGCAGUAAAAAUAUACAUCGAUAUACAUCAAAAUAAAUAUACAUUAAUCAAAUAAAUCAAAAUCAAAAUAAUAAAAAUAAAAAAUAUACAUCCAUAUUGUUUUUAAAUCCAAAUAAAAAAUAAACAUGGAUAUUUUCUUUAAAAACAUUGAUAUUUCAAAAAUAAAGAUAUAUAUUGAUAUUGUC
Patella vulgata (common limpet) is the source of this 1374-nucleotide messenger RNA. RefSeq lists its product as uncharacterized. The record is from RefSeq and is a predicted model, not a curated record. The coding region runs from base 104 to 1168 and encodes 354 amino acids. The transcript is spliced from 6 exons. NCBI's taxonomy places the organism in Eukaryota, Metazoa, Mollusca, Gastropoda, Patellidae.